CACUUUCUCUGCUGAAUGCAGCUAAUAUUAAAGCUAGAACACUCAAUCGUGUGGCGGGAAAGUCAGGUAUAUUUGUUAAAUCUUAUGCUUGCGAAAAUAAAUAUCGUGAGAUCGUCAUCGAUUUGAGAAAUCUUAGUAAAGGAUUAAGCUUUAAGUGACGAGGAUAAUAUAAGGUUCCUAUCCAAUGAUAGCGAUGUUGACUGUUUCCUACAGAAUAUCCGGCAAUAAAUUCACACGCAAAGUUCUCUCAAAAUUUCUUACGAAAUUUCAAUGUUCUCAUGAUAGAUAUUUGAACGAUUUUCCCACCGCAUGUUUGAGUGUUACUCACUUUAAUCUGAGUGGUAAAGGAUUUAAAUAUUGUCUGAAGACAAUCACAACAAUCGAAAAUCUACCCUGCUUUUAGUAUCCGUUACUUCACGAUUAUACAGUUUCACACUUUCUGAGGUCUGCACUCUGACACGCAGAAAGAUAAAAAAAGCUCUCUUAUCACUUCAAAUAGGAUUGCACAAGAGAAUUCCAAUGUUUAGUAUGUUGAAGAGAAUGACGCACAGUAUAUCUAUGUCUCACUCCACUCAUUCGGGUGCGUCCUAUGAGGAAGCUAUAAAAGCAUUAUGCCUCACUCUGCAAAGCAAUACUGCGUACUUGCAAUCCGUGCAGCAGCACGUUGUGAAUGAUCCGAAGAAAUUGAAAGAGACGGAGAAAUAUUUACUUAGGUCUGGUAUAACUCUGGAACAACUGGACAGCCUAUCUUGCAUCCACGUGGCUGGCACCAAGGGCAAAGGAUCAACAUGCGCGACCACGGAGGCUAUCCUACGGCAGCAUGGCUUUAGUACCGGUUUCUUCAGCUCGCCGCACUUGAUUUCCGUGCGGGAACGCAUCCGAAUAAAUGGCGAACCCAUCAGCCAAAAGUACUUCGCGCAUUCUUUUUGGAAGGUUUACCGGCGUCUGGAACAGAACCGGGAGCACGAGUCGGACAUGCCGACGUACUUCAAGUUCCUGACGAUUCUCAUGUUCCACGUGUUCCUCGAAGCGAACGUGGACGUGGCGAUCGUGGAGGUCGGAAUAGGCGGCGAGCUGGACAGUACCAAUGUCUUGCGGAACCCGGUCUGCGUGGGCGUGACGAGCCUGGGCCUGGAACACGUGUCGUUGCUGGGGAACACUCUGGAAGAGAUCGCUCAGCAGAAGUCGGGGAUAUUCAAGCCAAAUGCGGCGGCCUUUACCGUGCCGCAAACGGAGUCCGCGAUGCGCGUUUUGUAUAAGCGUGCUGUUGAGAGACGAUGUCGCAGCUUGAAAGUCGUCCCCGCAAUUCAGAAUCAGGAAUGGAAGCAAGUCUUCUCGUCGACGGGCAUCAUCAGCGAUGUGCAGCGGCAGAACGUCUCGUUGUCGAUCCACAUGGCCUUCGAGUGGAUGAAAUCGCGACGCAAUAAGUCACUAAUCACGGACGACGAAUACAAUGACUUUUCCCUCCACGAGUAUCAAAGCGAUAAGGACGAGUUAUCUAAGGGUAUCUCUUUGGAGAAAACCGCGCUGGCACUUGCGAGCUACAAGUGGCCCGGUCGAACGCAGAUCUUGAAGACCAGCGUAGCGGACUUCUUCUUGGACGGUGCUCACACCGGCGAGAGUAUCGUUCACUGCGUAUCUUGGUUCAAGAGAGCGAGUCGCAGAACCUCCAGCAAGUUCCUCAUAUUCAACACCACGGGCGAUCGGGAUUCGUUCGAGUUGUUGAAACUAUUGACACCUUUGGGCUUUGACAGAGCCUACUUCACGCCUAAUUACGCCGGAGUAGCCAACAUCGAGAAUCUGUCCAAUUACACGAUGACGAGUGACCAGAAGAAGAGGUGCGAGGAACAUUGUGAGCAAUGGGGCAAAAGCUCGGUGCUGAAGUACAGCGUCGCCGAGGUGCUCGUUGAUAUCAAAAGACACAACGCAUCGACGCAGGUAACCGGUGACGGCAAAGCAGAGGUACUCGUCACAGGUUCCUUACACUUGGUUGGCGCGCUACUCACCAUUCUGGAUCCCGAUUUGACGAUGACUAGCAACUUCUGACAUAAAACUGGUUGUCCUGUUAUAGUAAACGUAAAUUCAAUUUCUUUGAUCCCUUGACUGUCGAUGACACGUGUAUGUCAUGAAGGACUCAUUAAUUUUGAAUUAUAAAAACUCUUUCUGAGUUAAACGCCUACUAUAUGCUAAUAGAUUCACAUUAUUUAACAUAUUUAUUAAUUAAAAGUAAAAAUUAUCACAAUCACACUUUAUUAACGUAUUUUCUUGAAAUAAAAUGUUUAUAUUUUAAUCAUUAUUUUCAGUGAGUUUUCAGAGAGUUGUUGUCUCUUAAAGUGUCCCUUGAUCUUAAAAGAGAGCACAAGUAUAAAUGUGAAUUAAGAUUUAGUAAACGAAAUAAUUUUUUGUUUUUCCACAUCUUCAGCCUGUUGUCUGCCGUAUUGGAUCUCAGCCAUCCUGGUUUUUAAUCAAUUUUAACAGCAGCAGUUUUUUUAUUCAGCGAUCUCGAAAACCUUUUAUACAUAUAUAUUGGUCAUAAAUUGGCUCAUUAGUCAUUAUGCUGGACAUUUUGAAUUCACUUGUGCAGUUUAAGUGUCGGCAGCGAAGGGGUUAAAGGUUUCUUGUUCUUCAAUGUUCAAAAUUGUUUAUAUCUUACGUAAUAUUUUCCUACGAAUUUGCCCCCCCAAAAAAAGAGCAAGAAGAAUUUUGAAGGCAAUUCUGAGGACGUGAAAGGUAUCCGAAAAAAAUCAAUAACAUGGCACGUCAUAUUUGGGGUUAUGACGCGACAAUGAAAGUAAUAUUCUUCGUUUAGAAACCGUAGAAUUAUAUAUUUAAUAGUAUCAAUAGCAAAAAAAAAAAAAAAUAUCAUUUGUUGUAA
Messenger RNA from Dinoponera quadriceps, 2875 nucleotides. It is a transcript of the gene Fpgs1, whose product is annotated as folylpolyglutamate synthase, mitochondrial. The record is from RefSeq and is a predicted model, not a curated record. Gene Ontology annotation, molecular function: tetrahydrofolylpolyglutamate synthase activity; ATP binding. The coding region runs from base 520 to 2046 and encodes 508 amino acids. NCBI's taxonomy places the organism in Eukaryota, Metazoa, Arthropoda, Insecta, Hymenoptera, Formicidae. The transcript has 4 exons. Gene Ontology annotation, cellular component: cytosol; cytoplasm; mitochondrion. Gene Ontology annotation, biological process: tetrahydrofolylpolyglutamate biosynthetic process.